CCCUAGAGGGUAGAGGGAAAGAGAAGGAAAAAGAGAAGACGACCUGGAGAAAGUGCAAGUGGAUAACAGAAAAUCAAACGUUUCCUUCAAUGGCGUCUUCUCUAUUUACUUCGUCUCCAAAAUUUCAGAUUAUCCUGUUCAAAAACCAACCUGGUCAACUCCAUAGAUGGCAAUUUUUACGUGCACAUUCCCACCGCUCUCCCACACCCUUCAUGAAAAUAACAAAUUCCCAGUUUGGCAAAACCAACAAGGUCAAUUUGCAAUUUAGUAUUGCCAAGGAGAGGUUGUGGGUGGCUACCCCUGACCCUGUAAAAGAGUUUCCUUGGAGAAAGGCAGGGGAUGUGCUGCUAAAGCGAUUACUGUUUAUUGGACAGGCAGCACUGAAAUGGUCCCUCAUAACAAUCUUCAUUUUUAGCUCUGUAUCAGAUGUCAUAUUUUCCAUCUCUAGAAACCAGGAGUUGAUGAUUCCUGUUGGUCUUCUUAUUGGCUGUUUGAUAACUGAUUAUUUGAAAGAAAUACUGCAGGAAAUGUUACAGGCCAGUGAGGAUAAGGGAUUGAACAUACUCCUUGUGAGUAUCAGUUGCUUCUUUGUUCUUGUUAAGGUCAUCUCUGCAUAUUUUGCAGCACGCACACAAGUGUUUCUUUUGCAUGUUGCAAAUGGCGGGUUGCUGCAAGUUUUAUGGUUGUGGAGACAGCUAUUGAAAGAAAAUGAUGAUAGAAACAAAGAGAAUUUCUUCACAGGUGACCAAGAUUCCUCAUUAGCAGCUGGUGCUAAGGAAUAAAGCCAAUACUAUUCUUUACUUCUGUAUAUUGAACAUCUCUGUAAUUGUAUCCGGUGUUGAACCAUAUGUUCAUGGAAUGAGAUUUACCAAAUUAUUCAGAGGAUUGCA
Messenger RNA from Hevea brasiliensis (rubber tree), 890 nucleotides. RefSeq lists its product as uncharacterized. The transcript has 3 exons. Bases 90 to 782 code for a protein of 230 amino acids. NCBI's taxonomy places the organism in Eukaryota, Viridiplantae, Streptophyta, Magnoliopsida, Malpighiales, Euphorbiaceae. The record is from RefSeq and is a predicted model, not a curated record.